Molecule: messenger RNA, 1100 nt
Organism: Phaedon cochleariae (mustard beetle)
Lineage: Eukaryota; Metazoa; Arthropoda; Insecta; Coleoptera; Chrysomelidae
Source: the annotation of a GenBank genome assembly
AUGUCCUAUGUUAGUUCAACAUGCACUGCCAAUACUUGCGGACAAAAUGCUCAAUGCCAAGUGGUCGGAGGACGCCCUGUGUGCUCCUGUUUGAGGGGACAUUCUGGAGAUCCUCUUUCUUACUGUAAAAGAUCCGAAUGUCUCGAUGACUACGAAUGUGCUGGCCAGCUGACUUGCAGAGACGGUAAAUGUAUCGACCCUUGCGCUGGCACUUGCGGUGCCAACGCCCUGUGUGAAGCGAGACGGGGCAUCCCAAUUUGCAACUGCCCACCGGGAUAUACAGGGAACGCCAUCACUUCAUGCAGAAGAUUCGAUCCAGAGGAACUCUGUCAUCCGAGCCCUUGCGGCCAGAACACGAACUGCGAAGUAAAGAACGGCGUGCCGACUUGUUCCUGCCAGCCCGGUUACCACGGCUCGCCAUUGGCCGGCUGCCGGCACGAAUGCGAAAGCGAUGCCGAGUGUGGACCGUCUGCCGCCUGCAUCCAGUUCAAGUGUCAGAAUCCUUGUUUGACGCAGUGCGGCAAGAAUGCCGAGUGCGAGACGAUCAGCAACCAUAAGGCUGUUUGCAAGUGUCCAAAGAACUACUUCGGCAACCCGUACUCGUCCUGCCAGCCAGAGUGCUACGGGGACGUCGACUGUCCCAGUCACAAGCCAGCCUGUUUCUACGGCAUCUGCAAGAGUCCUUGCGACGGGGCGUGCGGCGUCGGCGCCGAUUGCAAGCUGCGCGGCCUCACGCCUGUCUGCUCCUGUCCCAGGGACAUGACGGGAGAUCCCUUCGUCCGGUGCAGGCCUUUCGAAGCCAGAGACCUGUGCGAACCGAACCCGUGUGGAUCCAACGCCCACUGCGAGCCAGGUUUCGACAGGUACAACAAGGAACGACCAGUUUGUACAUGUCCUUUCGGGUACACCGGAGAUCCGCUGAAGGCCUGCUUCAAAGGAGAGUGUACUGAGGACGGGCAUUGUGCAGACAGCCAAGCUUGCAUUGAAUACAGAUGCCAGAAUCCUUGUACCAACCAGUGCGGGGUGAAUGCCAAUUGCAAUCCGAGACGCCAUCUUGCUGUGUGCACUUGCCCCAACGGGUACAAUGGGGAUGCCCUGAU